UUGAGAGGAGGUGUGAGUGUUCUCUAUGUACUGUAUGCAGAUUAUGAAAGGUGAUCUCUGGGUUGAAUACAUACAUACGUACCUGAGAACAUACCUGUUUAACAUACAGGUAGACAGCGCAGAAACUCGUUAACAACACAUAAAAUACAGAAACAUUGACUUCGUUACCAUGGAUACGAGGCUGUUACUAGGGGUGCUGGUUGCCCUACUGGGGACAGCCCUGGCAAACCCAUCUUGGAGCGUCACUGUAGAAUAUGGCAAAAAUGUCAUCCUCUCUUGCAACGACACAAGCGCACCUCCUACCACUGAUGUAGUACGCAAUAGAUGGAUGCUUCCCGAUUUAAGAAUUGUAGAUAAAGGAUGGACGGAUGACGAUGGACGAAGGGGAGUGAUUGAUGAUGGAAAAAGGUUUAACAUAACCAUGUUAUCAGACCGAGACUUUGGCAUUUACCAUUGCAUGUUUGAAAAGACUGACGGGACUUACUUUGUCGUAAAACGUGGAGUAAACGUCGGUGGCCCAUAUUACGGCAACCUAUGGGAUAAAUAUCGCAUGAGUGUCAUCAUAGGUGGCAGUGCUGCAGGAGGAUUUGCCGCUGUAAUGAUUCUCAUCUGUCUCGUGUAUAAAUUCCGCUGGAGGCCUCCCGUAGAGGAAGAUCAAUACAAAAGCCCCCCGACCAAUGGACAAAUAGACGGAUAUGGAGUCGCACACGUCCCAAGCGACACAAAGGAUGAUAUUGAACGAAUCCCAAUGGCGCAGUAUCACACAGGAAAUGAGAAAAAUGGUGAUGCGCCUGUACCUGCACAGACUGAAACUGCUCAACUUACUAAUGAAGUGAAAGUUAAGGAUAACAGUUCAUACGUUUAUGAUAAUCCUGCAAUGAAGAUUACAGAUCCAGACAAAUUAACACAGUUAUAAAGACCAAAAAAUGCUGAACUAACAUUUAUACUACAAACUAUUCCUAAUCCCCAAGUCCGAACAUAUCACAUACUUUGUGAAAAGUGACUUGUAUAUAUGUGGUCGAAGAGGCCGAACUUACACAGCUAUUAAAAAGUUUUCCCAAAUCCUCAAAACACACAUAUCUCAGAUUUUGAAUGAAACACCACAUCCUUAAAAGGAAAAAUAGAGGAUAUUGCAUAUAUGGGAUGUUAAAACAAGGAUACGGUAUCCAACCCAAUAUAUAAAAGUGAUAUUACUAAAACACCAAUGGAUAAAAAUCCCACAUACAAACCUAUAUAUCGGGAUCCCAAAAGGAAAUAUUUGUAUAAAAUACCAAUAAUGGAGAUUACAAAACAAAACAUUUGCUGACGCUUGAACUUUUGUACAUAUUUUCGCCACUGCACAGUGACUUUAUAUGAGUUAAUAACAAUGAAACUUCAAUGAAUCAAUAAAUAAAAAUACUCAAAGGGUUACCAUGGUUACAUGUAAAUAAUUCCAUGAAAUCUUGAUAUAAUUUUAUGUAAGGGUGACUCUGUGUUGCCAUUUACUUAAAUCUAAAUACACAGAAAAUUACAAGCACUCAAGGAAACUAAAAAACAAAUAUGAAAUCAUUGCACUAAGAUGAUGCAUAUAUUUUGAAAUAUAAUAUAAUUAAAUGAUUUUCUGUUGACUGUAUUGUUAUAAAGCUGGAGCUAUACUAAGAUAGUACUAUCAUCAAUUCUAUUCAUAUUUGAACAAUUUUAUUGAAUAGCCACACUAACCUCUGAAUAUUACAGAUAAUUUACAGUUUUAAUAUUUGUAAGUCUAUUGAAAUUUAAUAAUAUGUCUAAUGACCAAAAAUACCUAAUAAAAAGCAAAACCAUAUUUAUUGCAUCUUUUAUUUAGAUUUUAUAAUUUUCAAUAUCUAAAGGACAUAAUACAUACAUGAUGUUGAUAAAAUGGCAACAACUUUUGGUUCAAGUAAUAUUUUCAAUGAAGACAAAACUGAAGUUAAAAUAGAUG
Messenger RNA from Owenia fusiformis, 1939 nucleotides. The record is from the annotation of a GenBank genome assembly. Lineage: Eukaryota; Metazoa; Annelida; Polychaeta; Sabellida; Oweniidae.